AUGAUUCUUUCAUGUACUGGAACUUCAGCAUUGAAAAACAAUGAUUCAACAUGGGCACGAUGGAUAACUACAGCUUGUGAUUUAUUUCUCUCAAUCUUAUUAGGUUUUGGUUUAUCUUCACUAAUAAAUUAUUAUCAACAGCGAAAAGUCAAAUCUAUCCUUCAAGUAUCAACUGAACAAAUCAUGAGUAAAUGUGAGAGAAAGCUGAAAUUCAAUAAGCAUAUACCCCAAAAGACUUUAUCUGAGUUUGUACCGUUACAACCUUACCGAGUUAUUGUCAUUCGACAACAAACAUCACCUGUCAUCAUCAAUGAAUUAAUUAUCGAAGCUCGAAAAACAAAUAGAUUUACAAUACAUCCAUAUGAUUAUAAGUCUUCUGGUGAUCAUUAUCUGGAAAUAGAAUUCUUACAACAAUCUUCUUCUAUUAUAAUUUCUAUAGAAAUUUUUCAUCAACAGAAUCUUUUAUUUGAAAGAAUCGAUGAUUUUCUCUCGAUUAUCUUACAUCCAUCGAAUAUGAUUUAUACUUGGAAAGAUUUUGAUAAAAAUUUAAUCGAUUAUCAAAGUUAUCAAGUCUUUUUAAAUGGUGACAUAAAUCAAUGUCAUUUCGUCAAUGUUCAAAAUUGUUUUAAAACGUGGUAUAAUACAACAUUUGGUCAUAAUCAAAAUUGCAAUCAGCUUCUUGAUUUUAAUGAUAUCGAUGGUCCAUUAUGUUCAUGUUCACAUCGACCUGUUAAAUGUCCAACUGAGCAAUGGUCUUUAACAAAUGCUAUUGCAUACACAUUUCAUCAAAACUUCUCUAAUGGAAGUACUAGUUCAAAAACAUGUCCAGCCAUUACAAAACUAUUUAAUAUUAUUCAAAACAACUGGACACGUCAACAGAUAGAAUAUUUCCGAAAACAAUGUCAUAUCAAUUCACCACAAUCGUUUAAAACAUGGUAUAAUACAACAUUUAAUCAUAAUGCAAAUUGUGGUCAAAUCCUUGAUUUUGAUGAUAUAGACGGUCCAUUAUGUACCUGUACACAUCGACCUCUUAAAUAUGUUAAUAAUCAAUGGUCUCUAAUCAAUGCUAUUGCAUAUACAUUUCAUGAAAAGUUUGGUACGGAAGAACAAGGUCUUCAAGCAAUUCUAGCCCUAUCCAAACUCUCACUGGUAAUUCGUGAAAACUGGAAUGCUCAACAAGUUCAAGAUUAUAUCAGCGAACAUCAAGCACCUGAAAAAAAUCUAACAUCUAUACAACUGAACAGCUACCGUGAGAAGAAUAGAAUGACACGUAUGCCAAUAAUAUUUGAAGAUGAAACUGAUAACAAUGAAGAAUGGAUUUCCAUGGAUGAAGAUAAUGAUAACACAUGGAUUUUAUAUGAUGACAACAAUGGUGAAGACGAAGAUAAUCAGUUAACUUCUCAUCAUCAAGAGCCAGAAGAAUUCAAAGAUCUUGAUUGGAAUGAUGUACCCAAUUUUAUUUGUCAGCUGAACUAUAAUCAUUUAAAAGGAUAUGAACGCCAUCAGGUUGAAGAAGAAAAUCGUACUAUCCUAUCUAGCCGACGUAGAUUAGUUGCUAAGAAGGCUAUUAUCAGAUUACCAUACAAGAGCACUUCAUUUUAUAUUGCUUCUGAAAAAGACUUUCAACAAAAAGAAGUCGAUUAUAUGAACCGAACAGGUGCUUACAAAUGGAUACAUACAUUAGAUGAUGCUCAUAGUCAUGUCAGUGAAACAUGUCUAGUGGAAAUGAUUGAGCAAGUUGAACGUAUAUUAGAUGAUUUACUUGAUUCAAAUUGUAUCCAUCAAGCACAGCAUAUGAUCAUGACUUUUGUUCGAAGUUCGGUUCGAAUGCAUUAUCUGUAUUUUGUGCCAGAAACUCAUAAAGAAAAUAUUCCAGUUCGACCGAUCUUCGUCUGUAAUAAUGGGCCUACAAUAAACAUAGUCCGUUAUAUAACUCCACUUCUAUGGUCAAUCUUUGAUCGAGCAACUAAUUGCAAACGAUUUUCAAAUGGUGCUAUUGAUGUUAUCCAUGCUAUCGAACAUGAUGCUCAUAUGGAUCACUUUCAAUCUCCAAUUCUUUUUGUCACAUUCAAUUUAGAUGAUUUGAUCAACAUUUUUCCUCAUGAUGAAACCAUAAUUGCCUU
Molecule: messenger RNA, 2123 nt
Organism: Rotaria sordida
Lineage: Eukaryota; Metazoa; Rotifera; Eurotatoria; Philodinida; Philodinidae
Source: the annotation of a GenBank genome assembly